Peronospora matthiolae is the source of this 258-nucleotide messenger RNA. The record is from the annotation of a GenBank genome assembly. NCBI's taxonomy places the organism in Eukaryota, Oomycota, Peronosporomycetes, Peronosporales, Peronosporaceae.
AUGCGCUUCGAGCGCCGCCAUAUUGCGUUGCCGCCUGGACCCUCCUUGUUGCGCGUGGCCGUCUUUACGAAACACAACACAUUGCUGUCGAUCGAGACAUCGGACGCGACCGCACCAUCGUUACGCCGUUCGAGCGAGCGCUUGUCGACUUCGUGCAGGAGGAAAAAUCAUAUGUUCUCGGGCUUGCCGUACUACACGAUGUUCUAUGCCGUUCGCGGCGCCAAGCACACAUUCGUGAGCGUCAAGACCGCCUCCUAA